AUGCAGAAUGCCCAAUCCUGGCAGCCUGCAAAUGGCGUAUCUUCCGACUUAAAGCGUGCCAUAUCGGCUCUCUCUGAUAUUCCCGACUCUAUCCUGAAAGCAGAGAUUCUUCGACGAGAUGGAGCUUCGAAUGACACGCCGGCGUGUGGCUCCAAGGAGCGGGGUGCCUAUAACACCCCGUUACAUGUUAUGGCGCUUUUCCUCAUCCUUAUUCUGAGCACAUUCGCUUGCUCAUUUCCGGUUCUUGCGCGCCGAUUCCCCCGUCUCCCAAUCCCCCGUCGCUUCCUAUUUAUAUCGAGACACUUUGGAACCGGUGUUCUGAUUGCGACGGCAUUUGUACACCUUCUCCCCACGGCCUUCGUGUCAUUGACCGACCCAUGUCUUCCCAAAUUUUGGAGCAAAUCCUACCGAGCGAUGGCGGGUUUCGUUGCAAUGAUCGCUGUAUUUGCUGUUGUCCUUGUGGAAAUGGCCUUUGCGAUGAAAGGUGCAAAACAUGUGCAUGGGAGUGAGUAUGAUAAUCUCAUUGGUGAGGUUGGCCAUGGCUCUCUGAGUGAUCUGGACGAUAUAGACAGAGACUACUCGGGGCUAGACACUCGGCGAGCUUCAGAAAGCAUUAACCUAGAUAAUGUGCAUUACAACCCCAAAACAAGGACAGCGAGAGCUUCUGGCUCUUCGCAUGAACUUGACAGACUCAAUGUGGCCGAUACAUCCGCAAGCAAAGAAGACGAUCUUUCCGAUAUUGAUGGUCUUGAUGCCUACACAGAUGAUGACCAGCAGCCAAUCAAUAGACAGGCAGCUCAUUCUCCGUCUCGUCGCCAUCGGCCACGUACAAGUGAAAGUCACCGACAACAAACGGAGACGGAUCUACCAAUUCAGAACCCGCAACGCCAACUUCUUCAGUGUCUUCUUCUGGAGGCUGGUAUUUUGUUCCACAGCAUCUUCAUUGGUAUGGCACUCAGCGUUGCAACUGGCACGUCGUUUGUCGUCCUUUUGAUCGCUAUCAGCUUCCACCAAACAUUCGAGGGCUUUGCCCUUGGAUCUCGGAUUGCUUCGCUCAUUCCAGAUCUUUUUGCUCCAAAUUCUCCAAAGCCAUGGCUGAUGUCACUUGCCUAUGGAACGACCACCCCAAUUGGCCAAGCUAUCGGCUUAGUUCUGCACAAUCUCUACGAUCCCGCGAGUGCGACUGGACUGCUGAUGGUUGGUAUUACCAAUGCCAUCAGUAGUGGCCUUUUGCUCUUUGCGGGCUUGGUAGAGCUUUUGGCAGAGGAUUUCCUCAGCGAGUCAAGUUAUGAGACCCUCAAGGGUAGACGACGUGUGGAGGCCUGCAUAUCUGUUGCUGGUGGUGCCCUGCUCAUGGCCUUUGUUGGUGCUUUUGCUUAA
This is a messenger RNA of Penicillium nucicola, 1380 nucleotides long. RefSeq names its product putative ZIP family zinc transporter. Gene Ontology annotation, biological process: zinc ion transmembrane transport. Gene Ontology annotation, molecular function: zinc ion transmembrane transporter activity. The transcript is spliced from 3 exons. Bases 1 to 1380 code for a protein of 459 amino acids. NCBI's taxonomy places the organism in Eukaryota, Fungi, Ascomycota, Eurotiomycetes, Eurotiales, Aspergillaceae. Gene Ontology annotation, cellular component: plasma membrane. The record is from RefSeq and is a predicted model, not a curated record.